Molecule: messenger RNA, 3740 nt
Organism: Antrostomus carolinensis (chuck-will's-widow)
Lineage: Eukaryota; Metazoa; Chordata; Aves; Caprimulgiformes; Caprimulgidae
Product: myosin heavy chain, cardiac muscle isoform-like
Cellular component (GO): cytoplasm; myosin filament; myosin II complex
Molecular function (GO): ATP binding; microfilament motor activity; actin filament binding
Source: RefSeq, a predicted model, not a curated record
GAGCCAUGGAUUCCUUCCUGGUGCUGCACCAGCUGCGGUGUAAUGGAGUCCUUGAAGGUAUCCGCAUCUGCCGUAAGGGAUUCCCCAACAGGAUCCUCUACGCAGACUUCAAGCAGCGCUACCGUAUCCUGAAUCCAGCAGCCAUUCCAGAUGACAAGUUUGUGGACAGCAGAAAGGCCACAGAGAAGCUGCUGAGCUCCCUGGAACUGGACCACUCGCAGUACAAGUUUGGUCAUACCAAGGUGUUUUUCAAGGCUGGUUUGCUGGGCAUGCUGGAAGAGAUGAGAGAUGAGCGUCUGGCCAAGAUCCUGACCAUGCUGCAGGCCAGAAUCCGUGGGCACCUCAUGCGCAUUGAGUAUCAAAAGAUCAUCAGCAGGAGGGAAGCCCUCUAUACCAUUCAGUGGAACAUCCGAGCUUUCAAUGCUGUCAAGAACUGGUCAUGGAUGAAGCUGUUCUUCAAGAUCAAGCCUUUACUCAAGUCUGCUCAGACUGAGAAGGAAAUGUCCAACCUGAAGGAGGAGUUCCAGAAGCUGAAAGAGGCUCUGGAGAAGUCCGAGGCUAAGAGGAAAGAGCUGGAAGAGAAGCAGGUCUCCAUGAUCCAAGAGAAGAAUGACCUGGCUCUCCAGCUGCAGGCAGAACAAGACAACCUGGCAGAUGCAGAGGAACGCUGUGACCUGCUGAUCAAGUCCAAGAUCCAGCUGGAAGCCAAGGUGAAGGAGCUGAUGGAACGUCUGGAGGAUGAGGAGGAGAUGAAUGCAGACCUCACCGCCAAAAGACGCAAGCUGGAGGAUGAAUGUGCAGAGCUGAAGAAGGACAUCGAUGACUUAGAAAUCACGCUGGCCAAGGUGGAGAAGGAGAAGCACGCCACAGAGAACAAGGUUAAAAACCUGAUUGAAGAGAUGGCUGCUCUGGAUGAGAUCAUUGCCAAGCUGACGAAAGAGAAGAAAGCACUGCAAGAGGCCCAUCAGCAGGCUCUGGAUGACCUACAGGCUGAGGAAGACAAGGUCAACACACUGACUAAAGCCAAGGUCAAACUGGAGCAGCAAGUGGAUGAUCUGGAAAGCUCUCUUGAACAAGAAAAGAAAGUCCGCAUGGACCUGGAAAGAGCAAAGAGGAAGCUUGAAGGAGACUUGAAGUUGACACAAGAGUCCGUAAUGGAUCUGGAGAAUGACAAACAGCAGCUGGAGGAGAAACUCAAGAAGAAAGACUUUGAAUUAAGUCAACUGAAUUCAAGGAUUGAAGAUGGGCAAGUGACUGAGGCCCAGCUGCAGAAGAAGAUCAAGGAGCUCCAGGCCCGCAUUGAGGAGCUGGAGGAGGAGCUGGAGGCUGAGCGUGCUGCUAGAGCCAAGGUGGAGAAGCAGCGGGCAGAAGUGUCACGGGAGCUGGAGGAGCUGAGCGAGCGCCUGGAAGAGGCCGGUGGGGCGACGGCCACACAGCUGGAGAUGAACAAGAAGCGGGAAGCAGAGUUCCUGAAGCUGAGGCGGGACCUGGAGGAGGCAACCCUGCAGCAUGAGUCCACAGCAGCUGCCCUGAGGAAGAAGCAUGCAGACAGUGUGGCGGAGCUGAGCGAGCAGAUUGACAACCUGCAGCGCGUCAAGCAGAAGCUGGAGAAGGAGAAGAGUGAGAUGAAGAUGGAGGUGGAUGACCUGUCAUCUAACAUUGAAUAUCUCACCAAGAACAAGGCCAGUGCUGAGAAGCUCUGCCGCACCUAUGAGGACCAGCUGAGUGAGGCCAAGUCCAAAGUGGAUGAGCUGCAGCGACAACUGACCGACGUGAGCACGCAGCGGGGCAGGCUGCAGACCGAGAAUGGGGAGCUUAGUCGGCUGUUGGAGGAGAAGGAGUCCUUCAUCAACCAGCUGAACCGUGGCAAGACCUCAUUCACACAGAACAUUGAGGAACUCAAGAGACAGCUGGAAGAAGAGACCAAGAGCAAGAAUGCCCUGGCCCAUGCCCUCCAAGCCUCCCGGCACGACUGUGACCUGCUGCGGGAGCAGUAUGAGGAGGAGGUGGAGGCCAAGAGUGAGCUCCAGAGGAACUUGUCCAAGGCCAAUGCAGAAGUGGCUCAGUGGAGAACCAAGUAUGAGACGGAUGCCAUCCAGAGGACGGAGGAGCUGGAGGAAGCCAAGAAGAAGCUGGCCAUCCGGCUGCAGGAGGCGGAGGAGGCAGUGGAGGCUGCCCACGCCAAGUGCUCCUCACUGGAAAAGACCAAGCACCGUCUGCAGACAGAGAUCGAGGACCUCUCGGUGGACCUGGAACGCGCCAACUCGGCCUGUGCUGCCCUGGAUAAGAAGCAGCGCAACUUUGAUAGGAUCCUGGCUGAGUGGAAGCAGAAGUAUGAGGAGACCCAGGCAGAGCUGGAGGCAUCACAGAAGGAGUCGCGCGGUCUGAGCACAGAGCUCUUCAAGCUCAAGAAUGCCUAUGAGGAGUCCCUGGACAACCUGGAGACCCUCAAGAGGGAGAACAAGAACCUGCAGGAGGAAAUUGCUGAUCUGACUGACCAGAUCAGUCUGAGCGGCAAAACUAUCCAUGAGCUGGAGAAGCUGAAGAAAGCCCUGGAGAGUGAGAAGAGCGAUAUCCAGGCAGCUCUGGAGGAGGCCGAGGGAGCCCUGGAACAUGAGGAGAGCAAGACGCUGCGCAUCCAGCUGGAGCUGAACCAGAUCAAGGCUGAUGUGGACAGGAAGCUGGCGGAGAAGGAUGAGGAGUUUGAGAACCUGAGGCGCAACCACCAGCGUGCCAUGGACUCCAUGCAGGCCACGCUGGAUGCGGAGGCCCGGGCCAAGAAUGAGGCCGUCCGGCUGAGGAAGAAGAUGGAGGGAGACCUGAACGAGAUGGAGAUCCAGCUGAGCCACGCCAACCGCCAGGCCGCCGAGUUCCAGAAACUGGUCCGCCAGCUGCAGGCCCAGAUCAAGGACCUGCAAAUCGAGUUGGAUGAUACUCAACGCCACAACGACGACCUGAAGGAGCAGGCGGCCGCCCUGGAGCGCCGCAACAACCUGCUGCUGGCAGAGGUGGAGGAGCUGCGGGCGGCGCUGGAGCAGGCAGAGAGGAGCAGGAAGAUGGCAGAGCAGGAGCUGCUGGAGGCCACCGAGAGGGUCAACCUGCUCCACUCCCAGAACACAGGGCUGAUCAACCAAAAGAAGAAGCUGGAGACUGACAUCUCCCAGCUGAGUGGCGAGGUGGAGGACGCGGUGCAGGAGUGCCGCAAUGCCGAGGAGAAGGCAAAGAAGGCGAUCACGGAUGCUGCCAUGAUGGCAGAGGAGCUGAAGAAGGAGCAGGACACGAGUGCACACCUGGAGCGGAUGAAGAAGAACAUGGAACAGACCAUCAAGGACCUGCAGAUGCGCCUGGAUGAAGCGGAGCAGAUUGCUCUCAAGGGUGGCAAGAAGCAGAUCCAGAAGCUGGAGGCCAGGGUUCGGGAGCUGGAGGGAGAGCUGGAUAUGGAGCAGAAGAAGAUGGCUGAAGCCCAGAAGGGCAUUCGCAAGUACGAGCGGAGGAUCAAGGAGCUGAGCUACCAGGCUGAGGAAGAUCGGAAAAGGAUGCAGGACCUGAUCGACAAGCUGCAGAGCAAGGUCAAGAGCUACAAACGCCAGUUUGAGGAGGCGGAGCAGCAGGCCAACUCCAACUUGGUGAAGUACCGCAAGGUGCAGCACGAGCUGGAUGACGCCGAGGAACGUGCCGACAUCGCCGAGACGCAGGUCAACAAGCUGCGUGCCCGCACCAGGGAGGUCAUCACCUCCAAG